GAGGAACAUGGCCGCCGGGUGUGGUGAGGGCACGGCGCUUGCAGCCGCCGUCUCUUUCUUUCGGGCCCUCUGACGCCGUCCGCGGCGGAGAGGGCCGGUUCAGCCCGAGCUGAGGGCGCCGUUCUUGGGCCUGUUUGUGAGACGGUACUGAAAUUGAGAUAAUUGCAGCUUUCUGUGAAAAUGUCUGUUCUGAUAUCACAGAGUGUAAUAAAUUAUGUAGAAGAAGAAAACAUUCCUGCUCUGAAAGCUCUUCUUGAAAAAUGCAAAGAUGUAGAUGAGAGAAAUGAGUGUGGCCAGACUCCAUUGAUGAUAGCUGCUGAACAAGGCAAUCUGGAAAUAGUGAAAGAAUUAAUUAAGAAUGGAGCUAACUGCAAUCUGGAAGAUUUGGAUAAUUGGACAGCACUUAUAUCUGCAUCAAAAGAAGGGCAUGUCCACAUUGUGGAAGAACUCCUUAAAUGCGGUGUUAACUUGGAGCACCGUGAUAUGGGGGGAUGGACAGCUCUCAUGUGGGCAUGUUAUAAAGGCCGCACUGAAGUAGUAGAGUUGCUUCUUUCUCAUGGUGCCAAUCCAAGUGUCACUGGUCUGCAGUACAGUGUUUACCCAAUCAUUUGGGCAGCGGGGAGAGGCCAUGCAGAUAUAGUGCAUCUUUUACUGCAAAAUGGUGCUAAGGUCAACUGCUCUGAUAAGUAUGGAACCACCCCUUUGGUUUGGGCCGCACGAAAGGGUCAUUUGGAAUGCGUGAAACAUUUAUUGGCCAUGGGAGCUGAUGUAGAUCAAGAAGGAGCUAAUUCAAUGACUGCACUUAUUGUGGCAGUGAAAGGAGGCUACACACAGUCAGUGAAAGAAAUUUUGAAGCGGAAUCCAAAUGUAAAUUUAACAGAUAAGGAUGGAAAUACAGCUUUGAUGAUUGCAUCAAAGGAGGGACAUACAGAGAUUGUCCAGGAUCUGCUCGAUGCUGGAACAUAUGUGAACAUACCUGACAGGAGUGGGGAUACUGUGUUGAUUGGUGCUGUCAGAGGUGGUCAUGUUGAGAUUGUUCGAGCGCUUCUCCAAAAAUAUGCUGAUAUAGACAUUAGAGGACAGGACAAUAAAACUGCUUUGUACUGGGCUGUCGAGAAAGGAAAUGCAACAAUGGUGAGAGAUAUCUUGCAGUGCAAUCCUGAUACUGAAAUAUGCACAAAGGAUGGUGAAACACCACUUAUAAAGGCUACCAAGAUGAGAAAUAUUGAAGUAGUGGAGCUGCUCCUAGAUAAAGGUGCUAAAGUGUCUGCUAUAGACAAGAAAGGAGAUACUCCCUUGCAUAUUGCUAUUCGUGGAAGGAGCCGGAAACUGGCAGAACUUCUUUUAAGAAAUCCCAAAGAUGGGCGGUUACUUUAUAGGCCCAACAAAGCAGGCGAGACUCCUUACAAUAUCGAUUGUAGCCAUCAGAAAAGUAUUUUAACUCAAAUAUUUGGAGCCAGACACUUGUCUCCUACUGAAUCAGACGGUGACAUGCUUGGAUAUGAUUUAUAUAGCAGUGCCCUGGCAGAUAUUCUCAGUGAGCCUACCAUGCAGCCACCCAUUUGUGUGGGGUUAUAUGCACAGUGGGGAAGUGGGAAAUCUUUCUUACUCAAGAAACUAGAAGAUGAAAUGAAGACUUUCGCAGGACAACAGAUUGAGCCUCUUUUUCAAUUUUCAUGGCUUAUAGUAUUUCUUACCCUGCUGCUUUGUGGAGGGCUUGGUUUGUUGUUUGCUUUCACAGUCGACCCAAAUCUUGGAAUAGCAGUGUCCCUGAGUUUCUUGGCUCUCCUGUACAUAUUCUUCAUUGUCAUUUACUUUGGUGGACGAAGGGAAGGAGAAAGUUGGAAUUGGGCUUGGGUCCUCAGCACCAGAUUGGCAAGACAUAUUGGAUAUUUGGAACUCCUUCUUAAACUGAUGUUUGUGAAUCCACCUGAGUUGCCAGAGCAAACUACUAAAGCUUUACCUGUGAGGUUUUUGUUUACCGAUUACAAUAGGCUGUCCAGUGUAGGUGGAGAAACUUCAUUGGCUGAAAUGAUUGCAACCCUCUCAGAUGCUUGUGAAAGAGAGUUUGGCUUUUUGGCAACUAGGCUUUUUCGAGUAUUCAAGACUGAAGAUUCUCAAGGUAAAAAGAAAUGGAAAAAAACGUGUUGUCUCCCAUCUUUUGUCAUCUUCCUCUUUAUUAUUGGCUGCAUUAUUGCUGGAAUUACUCUUCUGGCUAUCUUCAGGGUCGACCCAAAACAUCUGACAGUGAAUGCUGUCCUCAUAUCAAUUGCAUCUGUAGUGGGGUUGGCCUUUGUAUUGAACUGUCGUACAUGGUGGCAAGUGCUGGACUCUCUCUUGAAUUCUCAAAGAAAACGCCUCCAUAAUGCUGCCUCCAAACUGCACAAAUUGAAAAGUGAAGGAUUCAUGAAAGUUCUUAAGUGGGAAGUGGAAUUGAUGGCCAGAAUGGCAAAAACCAUUGACAGCUUCACUCAGAAUCAGACAAGGCUGGUGGUUAUCAUCGAUGGAUUAGAUGCCUGUGAGCAGGAUAAAGUCCUUCAGAUGCUGGACACUGUUCGAGUUCUGUUUUCAAAAGGGCCAUUCAUUGCCAUUUUUGCGAGUGAUCCACAUAUUAUCAUAAAGGCGAUUAACCAGAACCUCAAUAGUGUGCUUCGUGAUUCAAAUAUAAAUGGACAUGACUAUAUGCGCAACAUAGUUCAUUUGCCUGUUUUCCUCAAUAGUCGUGGACUAAGCAAUGCAAGAAAAUUUCUUGUGACUUCUACAACAAAUGGGGACAUUCCGUGCUCGGAUACUGCAGGGAUACCGGAAGAUGCUGACAGAAGAGUUUCACAAAACAGCCUUGGGGAGAUGACAAAACUUGGUAGCAAGACAGCCCUCAAUAGACGGGAUACUUACCGAAGAAGGCAGAUACAGCGGACGAUCACCCGCCAGAUGUCCUUUGACCUUACAAAACUGCUGGUUACUGAGGACUGGUUCAGUGACAUCAGUCCUCAGACCAUGAGAAGACUACUUAAUAUUGUUUCUGUGACAGGGCGAUUACUGAGAGCUAAUCAGAUUAGUUUCAACUGGGACAGGCUUGCUAGCUGGAUCAACCUUACUGAACAGUGGCCAUAUCGGACUUCAUGGCUCAUACUGUAUUUGGAAGAGACUGAAGGUAUUCCAGAUCACAUGACAUUAAAAACCAUCUAUGAAAGGAUAUCAAAGAAUAUUCCAACUACUAAAGAUGUUGAGCCUCUGCUUGAAAUAGAUGGAGAUAUAAGAAAUUUUGAAGUGUUUUUAUCUUCAAGGACCCCAGUUCUUGUGGCUCGAGAUGUAAAAGUCUUUUUGCCUUGCACCGUAAACCUAGACCCCAAACUACGGGAAAUUAUUGCAGAUGUCCGUGCUGCCAGAGAGCAGAUCAGCAUUGGAGGGCUGGCGUAUCCCCCGCUCCCCCUGCAUGAAGCUCCUCCCAGGGCACCGUCAGGGUACAGCCAGCCCCCGUCAGUGUGUUCCUCAUCCACGUCUUUCAACGGGCCUUUCGCAGGUGGGGUGGUGUCACCGCAGCCUCACAGCAGCUACUACAGCGGCAUGACGGGCCCUCAGCAUCCCUUCUACAACCGGCCAUUCUUUGCCCCAUACCUUUACACGCCAAGGUAUUACCCUGGCGGUUCCCAACAUCUCAUCUCACGUCCAUCAGUAAAAACGAGUUUGCCCAGAGAUCAGAACAAUGGCCUAGAAGUUAUCAAGGAGGAUGCUGCUGAGGGGCUUUCUUCACCCACAGACUCCUCGAGGGGAUCAGGCCCAGCCCCAGGACCAGUGAUAUUACUGAAUUCACUGAACGUGGAUGCAGUAUGUGAGAAACUAAAGCAAAUAGAAGGUCUAGACCAGAAUAUGCUGCCUCAAUAUUGUGCAACAAUCAAAAAGGCAAACAUAAAUGGCCGUGUGUUAGCUCAGUGUAACAUUGAUGAACUGAAGAAAGAGAUGAAUAUGAAUUUUGGAGACUGGCAUCUUUUCAGAAGCACAGUACUAGAAAUGAGAAAUGCAGAGAACCAAGUGGUCCCUGAAGACCCACGUUUCCUGAAUGAGCACAGCAGUGCCCCAGCCCCGCAGGGUGACCCUGCUCACCGCCCUUCACACAGCGAGUUGCCUCACACUGAGCUCUCCAGCCAGACUCCCUACACACUCAACUUCAGCUUCGAAGAGCUGAAUACACUUGGCCUAGAUGAAGGUGCCCCUCGUCACAGUAACCUAAGUUGGCAGUCACAAACUCGCAGAACCCCAAGUCUUUCGAGUCUCAAUUCCCAGGAUUCCAGUAUUGAAAUUUCAAAGCUUACUGAUAAGGUGCAGGCCGAGUAUAGAGAUGCUUAUAGAGAAUAUAUUGCUCAGAUGUCCCAGUUAGAAGGGGGCCCAGGGUCUGCAACAAUUAGUGGUAGAUCUUCUCCACAUAGCACAUAUUACAUGGGUCAGAGUUCAUCAGGGGGCUCUAUUCAUUCUAAUCUAGACCAAGAAAAAGGGAAGGAUAGUGAACCAAAGCAGGACGACGGAAGGAAGCCGUUUCUCAUGAAGAGGGGGGAUGUUAUAGAUUACUCAUCAUCAGGGGUUUCCACUAAUGAUGCCUCACCCCUGGAUCCUAUCACUGAAGAGGAUGAGAAAUCUGAUCAGUCAGGCAGUAAGCUGCUCCUGGGCAAGAAGUCCUCUGAAAGGUCAAGUCUCUUCCAGACAGAUUUGAAGCUGAAGGGAAGUGGACUGCGCUACCAGAAACUCCCAAGUGAUGAGGAUGAGUCUGGUACUGAAGAAUCAGAUAACACUCCACUGCUCAAAGAUGAUAAAGAUAAAAAAGCUGAAGGGAAGGUAGAGAGAGUGUCAAAGUCUCCAGAACACAGUGCUGAGCCAAUCAGGACCUUUAUUAAAGCAAAAGAGUAUUUAUCAGAUGCUCUCCUUGACAAAAAGGAUUCCUCAGAUUCAGGAGUAAGGUCUAGUGAAAGUUCUCCCAACCACUCCCUCCACAAUGAAGCAGCUGAUGAUGCCCAGCUGGAAAAGGCAAAUCUCAUAGAGUUGGAAGAUGACGGCCACAGUGGAAAGCGGGGAAUCCCACACAGCCUGAGCGGCCUGCAAGAUCCAAUUAUAGCUCGGAUGUCCAUUUGCUCAGAAGACAAGAAAAGCCCUUCCGAAUGCAGCUUGAUAGCUAGCAGCCCUGAAGAAAGCUGGCCCACAUGCCAGAAAGCCUACAAUCUCAACCGAACACCCAGCACUGUGACUCUGAACAACAAUAGUGCUCCCGCUAAUAGAGCCAAUCAGAAUUUUGAUGAGAUGGAGGGAAUUAGGGAGACUUCUCAAGUCAUUCUGAGGCCUAGUUCCAGUCCCAACCCAACUGCUAUUCAGAAUGAAAAUCUCAAGAGCAUGACGCAUAAGCGAAGCCAGCGUUCAAGCUAUACAAGGCUCUCAAAAGAUUCUUCAGAGCUCCAUGCAGUAGCCUCUUCUGAUAGUACAGGUUUUGGAGAAGAAAGAGAAAGUAUUCUCUAAGAAAAACAAGCAAAAGUAGAAUAGUAUUACUGUGCCCUUAUGACAAAUUGUCCUGAAUUUUGAAUCCAUCCAUGCAAAUCACCUUUAUGCAUUUUAUUUGCAGAUAGUUAGUAGAUGGUGAGGCUUUUGGUAAAAGAGGCAUAUCCUACACAUCAGAGGAAAGCAUAAGAAAUGGUGGCUCACCUGUCAGCCUCUGUUGUCUUCGUAAUUACUCACUACUGUUACUAUACCUUUCAUUGGCAUAUAACCCCAUAAAACUUUUCGAGACAAGAUGAGAUCUGAGUAUAAAGAUAAGUCAGAAGUAGUCUAUUCAAUUUAAAGGGCUUAAUUUGUGAAAGAAAAUAAAAAGCUAGAGAGACCGCUUUUGUAGAACAUUCAGUCUUCAAACAUUUGAGGGAAGACAUGGUGUGAGAUGAAGCAGAAGCAAAUUUUACUCUUUAGGGUAUAAUCGAGAUAAGAAUUUACAGAUUAUCAAAUAGGCCUGACACUAAAGGUAAAUGCUCAGUAAAUUGAGAACCAGUGUUCUAUAUAAUAGACAAAUUGUUUAUCAGAGAGGUUUUAGAUGUUAAGUCCUAGUAAAUAUAUAAUUAAGAGGACUUUAAAAAUUGAAAAGAAAGUGACAGUACCCAAGGUAGUAUAACUGGGUCAUUGGGUCAUUGAGAGCUGCCAGGAGAGUAGAUACAGGGAGAGGCUAAUAACCUCCAUAUUACCUGGAUACUCUUCUCCCUAACCCCCAGACUCUGCUUCAGCACCACCCACCUGUGCCUAAAACACCAUCCUGGUCUGUUCUACAACUCUUUUAAAUUGCAUGCCCAAUUUUUCUUAGUGAGCUUAGCAAUGAAAUGGGGGGAUAAAACAUAAAUUCUUUUUCUGGAGAAUCAGGGAAACCUGGGUAAUAAUAGGCAUUAAUAAAUAUUUAUGGAAUGAGUGAAUGAGGGAGCAAUUACAUCAAGAAGGUUCAUGAUGGCCAGACAUGGUGGCUCAUGCCUGUAAUCCCAGCGCUUUGGGAGGCUAAGGCAGGAGGAUCAUUUGAGACCAGGAGUUUGAGACCUCCCUAGGCAAUUUAGUGAGAUUCCCAUGUCUAUAAAAAUUUUUUCAUAAAAUGUUUAAAAUGGUAGAAGAUCAAUGACAAUUGACAAAUGACACGGAAAUAUUUAAUUAGGUAAAACUAAAUCAUUGCCUUCUAUCCCUGGGCAGAGUUGACGUACUUCAUCUGUUCCUAAAUCAGCAUGUUAAUUCUGGGGGAAGAUCAUAAAAAAGGAAAUAACGUCCUUUAAAAAAGUUUAAAAACAUGUAACAAAGUAACAAUAAAAAAUAAAAAAAAUAAAAUUGUUGUAACAGUAAAACUGUAUACUUUCCAUUAAUUGUUAGCAGAGGUGAAAGAAUGAUCACAUUAAAGUACUGUGUGGACUAGAAAUGUACCCUGUCAUCAUGCAUUGAAAUUUUCCUGUCGUUUUAACAUAGCUUAUUUAUGUAGAAUUAAUUCUGGCCGUAUAUCCUAAGUCACAGAUAGGAUCGUAGAUGGUGAGAUCACAGACAUGCACUUAUCUAGAUUCAGUGUUACACUGGCAAUGUUGAUCACUCAAUAGAUUUGUAUUAAUAUGCUGAUUACAUUAUUUACUUGACCAGUCAUUGUGCUAAGUUGUUGCUCUUUUGUGUUUCAUUGCCUUAGUGUUUGAGUGUAAUCUAGCAUUUUAAUAAAGUAUUUAUUUUGCAUGAUCUUUAACCAGUGCUUUAAGUAAUUUUAAGAAGGCAGAAUGUAAUUGACAUUAUAUAUUGAAAUCUUAACAUUUUAAUAUUUGUAGUGUUUAUUAGUUUGCAAUAAUGUAUAAUUAGUAAUUAUUUCAGAGGCAAUAUUUUGUUCAUUUUCAGGUGAGUAGUUGCAGCUUAAUAUCAUUGGAGUACAUUUUUUAUACUGUUUGUGAAAUUAAUACUAGGGUAUUAAGUGUACAAAUAGACUUAGAAAACAAUAAAAAAAAUUGCAUGCUA
Messenger RNA from Carlito syrichta (Philippine tarsier), 7491 nucleotides. RefSeq names its product kinase D interacting substrate 220 (gene KIDINS220). The record is from RefSeq and is a predicted model, not a curated record. Gene Ontology annotation, molecular function: protein binding. NCBI's taxonomy places the organism in Eukaryota, Metazoa, Chordata, Mammalia, Primates, Tarsiidae. Bases 181 to 5502 code for a protein of 1773 amino acids. The transcript has 30 exons.